Dacryopinax primogenitus is the source of this 1183-nucleotide messenger RNA. RefSeq lists its product as uncharacterized. Gene Ontology annotation, molecular function: zinc ion binding; ubiquitin protein ligase activity. The record is from RefSeq and is a predicted model, not a curated record. The transcript is spliced from 6 exons. Bases 122 to 1183 code for a protein of 353 amino acids. NCBI's taxonomy places the organism in Eukaryota, Fungi, Basidiomycota, Dacrymycetes, Dacrymycetales, Dacrymycetaceae.
CAUUCAAGUCUCAACAAUUUUGUCGUCGUUUUGUCGUGUCUCGAUCACCAGAACACACUCAUCACUCGUGCGGCCUUUGACUCGCCCUGCAAGACACUAUACUAGCCCCUAUCAGCUCAGAAUGGGUGUCGUCGGCAAACGAAAACGUGGCGAUAACUCCGAUGAGGACGACUGCGUGUACGACCGUUUCCUCUACCCAACAGACAGCGUCGCCGCCGCAGAGCGUGCGUAUCCCCUCCCUCCCCCACCGAGCACGCUGGUCGGGCCCUCUACCUCCUUCACUGCUGUGAGGUCAUUGGGUUAUCAUGCCAUGGCCAUGGAGGGAGAUGCAGGUCCUAGCACUCCAAGGAAGAGAGCGAAGAAGGACCCGGAGUCGCCGCUGCAGGAGAAGAGGCUGGCAAGGUGGAAGAACAGUUGCCCUCUAAAGAUCCAGGAGAGGGUGGAGAGGGUGAUGACCCAGAGGUUCUAUCUUGUUGAUAGGGACAGGGAGGGCGACGAGCUCAAGGAGACGUUCAAGGUGCUUGGUUCGACAGGCAACAUAUAUACUGUCAUGAUCGACAAGAUGCCCUCCUGUAACUGCCCAGAUGCACUCAAGGGCAACCACUGCAAGCAUAUCCUAUUCGUAUUCCUCAAAGUCCUGAACGUCUCUUCCGAGUCGUCGUACUACUACCAAAAAGCGCUCCUCUCCACCGAGCUCGCGGAGAUAUUCAACGCCGCGCCCUCGGCUCCAACCGUCAUAGCCGCAGAACGUAUCCGGCAAGCGUUCAUACACGCUUCCUGUCCCAGCACGUCCGCCGCUCCCGCCGCCGCGGCAAAACGGCUUCCGCAGGAGGGGAACGACUGCCCAAUUUGCUACGAGUCUAUGCCCCCUGGCGAGGAGGAGGGACUGGUCUUCUGCCCAGCAUGCGGGAAUGGGCUGCAUAGGGGGUGCUUCGAGCAGUGGGGGAAGACGCCCAAUGGGCGCACCUGUGUUAUUUGCCGGGCAGAGUGGAGAGGAGAGCGGGAUACUGUGCCUGGAGCUGAUGUGCUAUACGACGGGAGGAGAAUCAACGACGAAGGCUACAUUAACAUUGCCGGUCCUGCGGGGAUCAGUCCUGUGAGGGAUACGAGCAGCUACUACAAUGGGCCGGCGAGACGUGGAUCAAGAAGGGCCUACUCGCCUGAGUUGUAUGAUGACUACUGA